UAAAGAAGAGUCUUUACAAAGGAGAUUAGAUGACGAAGUUAGAUAUUCAAGAUGCAUAUCUUCACAUUUCUGUAAACCAGAAAGCAACACAAUAGUUAGGCUUCAAAUAGAAAGAGAGAAUAUUCAAAUUCAUAGCAAUACCAUUUGGUAUAAUAUAUGUACCAAAAGUGUUCACAAAAAUUAUAAUAGCGGCCCUGAUGCUAUUAUAUUUACAAGAAAUUCAGAUGAAUCUAGAAUUCAUAAUGAACAAGAAAAAAUGCUAAAUGAUACCCUUCAGACAACAGGAGUUUUUAGAGUUCAUAAUAGAUAUAAAGUCAUUAGAAAUAAAGUUACCAAAAGAGAAAAUAAAGAAGAUAUGGAAAAAAUAAGAUCAUUAUUGAAAAUAAACAUGAUAUCAACAAGAAAACUAGCAUUUGUAAUUAGACUUUUAAAUACAACAACAGAA
Molecule: messenger RNA, 445 nt
Organism: Racocetra persica
Lineage: Eukaryota; Fungi; Glomeromycota; Glomeromycetes; Diversisporales; Gigasporaceae
Source: the annotation of a GenBank genome assembly